Molecule: messenger RNA, 961 nt
Organism: Musca domestica (house fly)
Lineage: Eukaryota; Metazoa; Arthropoda; Insecta; Diptera; Muscidae
Product: E3 ubiquitin-protein ligase PPP1R11
Exons: 3
Coding region: 169-561 (130 amino acids)
Cellular component (GO): nucleus
Molecular function (GO): protein serine/threonine phosphatase inhibitor activity; protein phosphatase 1 binding
Source: RefSeq, a predicted model, not a curated record
UUACUAAUAAUUGUUUUUGCUUUGAUUUUCAACUUUAUCACGCAUUUCGGCAUUCUUGACUUUUCCGCAAUUAUUCUGAACGUUCUGAAAAGUUCUUUAUGUUUUAAAAAUCCACAUUAAAACGUCAUAUUAUAAGCAAAUAGCCAGGAACUUAAACAAACUACAACAAUGGCAGCUACGGUUGUUCCAACAGACGUGGUGAUAGCGCAAACCGAAGUUCUGCCUAGGGAAGAAACAACUACUGAUGGCAAUUCACCUCCACCUGUUCUACGUUUGCGCCUGAAUAAACCAAAACCCAGUAAAAAAGUUGGCUGGCAAGAGGGAACUGUGGACAACGAACAUAUGGGCAAAAAGAAAUCCAAAUGUUGUUGUAUAUACAAAAAGCCCGUUGCCUUUGGUGAAAGCUCUUCGGAAGAUGAUGAAGAUUGUGAAAACUGUUUUGGUCAUCCCGAGAAGAAACGACGAAAUCGUAAACAUCAUCAUGACGAAAAUGGUGAUGACAAUCACCACCACCAUGACAACGAACCCUGCGAGCAUCAUGAUCAUGAAACUGGUGAUUAAAUUUUAGAAUUUCUCUAAAAAUCUUCUCAAUACACACACACACACAUAGAGCACAUACGAGUAUUAGUCUAAGAUGUUAAAUUAAAAAUAGUUAUCAACCAAUCAUACAUACAAAAAAGAAACCAGUAAAUCAUUAGUACGAUAUGUUUCUUUACAUGCCAUCCUUUGAUCGAUCAUUGUAGAAAAGAAACACAACAGAGUUCAAUUAAUUUAUAUAUUUAAUAGCCUAUAUUUAUUUGAAAUAUAAAUUUAAAAAAGUAAACAUUAAAUAAUAACAAAAAAAAAAUACAUAAAAAAUAAAAUUAACAAUUAGAAAAAUUAAAAAAAUAUAUGAAUAUACAGGAUAUUAAAACAAACAAAAUUGAACGUAUAUUUUGUUAUUUGUUGGGGAUGAUGAACG